Molecule: messenger RNA, 1466 nt
Organism: Solenopsis invicta (red fire ant)
Lineage: Eukaryota; Metazoa; Arthropoda; Insecta; Hymenoptera; Formicidae
Gene: mRpL3
Product: 39S ribosomal protein L3, mitochondrial
Exons: 7
Coding region: 305-1405 (366 amino acids)
Biological process (GO): translation
Cellular component (GO): mitochondrial large ribosomal subunit; ribosome
Molecular function (GO): structural constituent of ribosome
Source: RefSeq, a predicted model, not a curated record
AGUACGAUUUUAGAACGCAGCUUGGCCGGUCUCUAACCUCUAACCUGCUCUAACUUAUAAUUCUAUGUGUAAAGUAUACCGUAUACCGCGAGUUCAAGAGAUUUUUUUAAAACCGCGAGAACAAAGUGUGUUAAAUAACCUGGAAGAAGUUGAAGGCACUUUGAGCAUCGCCAUCCGGCGAGAUACAGCAAAAAGAAAAUAGAAAUUGUGUCUUUGUAUGUGUGCAACUCCGUUUUUAGGUUAAGUUAUUUGAUAACUUAAAAAUAAAUUUAGAAGAACAAUUACAAGAAGAGACGCACUAAUAAUGACAACACUUCUAAAAUCGGUUAAUCGAUUUCAACUUUUCCACAAAUGCUUAAAACAAAGUAUCAAUGUAGCCAUCCCAAAACGAGAAAAAUAUAUACCUAGUUUAAGACCAAGAUAUCGUCCUCCAGAGUGGCUUCCAAAAACACAACGUAUUUUAUAUGAUGAACAACUAACAGAAGAUAAUAAACAAUUUCUGAACGAAAUAGUUGAAGACAAAUAUGAUCCAUCAAAACUUUCCCCUUUGAAAAUUGAUCUAAUUGAGCCUACUGUAGAAUGGAAACAAGGUAUGAAACGUACUGGUUUAAUUGCGAAGAAAAUAGGGGUCUAUCCAUUGUGGUUGAAAAAUGGAAAGAAGGUUACAUCGACAUUACUUCAGAUUGUUGAUAAUGAAGUAGUAAAAUAUAUACCACCGGAGAAAUAUAAUCCAGUAAAAAGUAAAAGACCUCCAAUACAAGUAAAAAAGAGACGGGGAUGUCUUGUAGUAGGAGCAGAAAAUAUAAAUCCACAAUUGAUCACUAAAGAAUAUUAUAGUAUUUUUAAUGAUACUGGAGUUAUGCCGAAACGUGUACUAAGAAGAUUUGUAAUAUCUCCGGAAGCGGCGUUGCAACCAGGAACUCCUUUAUUCGCCACACAUUUUAAACCAGGAGAAGUUGUCGAUAUCCGCGGAAAAACGGUCGAUCGUGGAUUUCAAGGCGUCAUGAAACGAUGGGGUUUCCAUGGACAGCCUGCCUCUCACGGCCAAACCAAAACUCACAGAAGACCCGGAAAUAUCGGGUCAGGUGGUACAAAAGCUCGGGUCAUGCCUGGCACUAAAAUGCCUGGCCAUAUGGGUAAUAGGUGGCGUAUUCUUAGAGGCGUUCGAAUUCUACGAAUAAAUACAAAAUAUAAUGUGAUCUGGGUCCUGGGACAUAAUCUACCUGGCGAAACUAAUAAUUAUGUUUACAUGUACGAUACGUUACUUCCUCUGAGGCAAUUUAAAACAAAGCCAAACUUUCCUACGUAUUUACCAAGUAUCACUGAAGAACCGCUUCCAGAGGAACUGUAUGCUGAUGACGUACAUUCAUUUGCAGAUCCCACAAUAGAAUUUAAGGAAUCUUAAUUGUAUAUCUGUAUAAUAUUAAAUUAAAAAAAUAUAUAAUUGCAUUACAGGCUCUUAGUCA